UUGGAUUGGUCGAUAAGUUGUCUGUUCCAUUCUUUUGACGAGUUGCGCAAAAAUUAGCAUUUUUGACUCUCACUCAUCACGGCUGCCAUGUUUUUUUUCAUGUGGGGUGUGUGUGUAUAAAAUAUAUCAUGUUAAUUUAACCCCAUAUAAAGUAUUACAGAUUAAAGGGGGUGCACCGAGUGCGUCAUUUGCGAAAAUAGCUAGUGACAAUGCGAUUGCACAUGCACUAGACGCGGUACCGUCGAAAAUCGAACCGCAAGCAAAGAAUACGCCAAAGAAAUUAAUGAUGUAUUAGUACGAAGGUAUUCUUAAGGAUCGAUUUUUAUCACACGGCCCACGGCAAUUGUAAAAUGGACCCUCGAUUUUUGAGCCAGAUGAUGGUGUUAGAUAACGGCAGAGAGUAUCCCGGGCAGGAUGCGUAAGCACAAGAGAGAGAGCCAGGCACUUGCCUGCAGGCCCGCCACAUCCCGAGAACGCAACCAGACUCCAAGCUCCUUCAUCUGAUACCCACACAAGCCACACAGAGGAUAUGCAGUGCUCGGUAACAUUGGAAAGAGACGUAAACAGUGGGAAAAUAGUGAAGAUGGUUAACAAUGUUAAGAAUACUAGCAAAAAGGACUACAAUCUUGACAACAUUAUUGAUCAACAGUGCACAAGAUACCAAGACAUCCAGGAACAAAGUAGCACGCUUCGUGCAGGCAUGCCCACUUGUUCAGUGGACCAGACAGAGGCCGUACGUCGAUAUUACGCUGCUUUCCCGGCUCUGAAGAAAGGGCAAGAGUCGCCGCUGCAGUAUUAUCUACCGCCGCCCGCCUGGUGUCGCAAGUCAGACGCAGAUCAAAAAGUCAAUAUGCAAAGUGAACUGUCUAUGAUCAGUAAAGAUUGGAACUCCAAGAAGAAGUUUUCCACUGGAAAGGAACGUCGCAACUCCUACCACGGGCAGAGAAAAAGUAACAAGAAGCGCUGCAACAGUUACAGUCGGUCUUUUGAAAGUAAGGAGAGCCUGCCAGAGUGGGUCACGCACGAGGGCGUCUGGGAUAUGGACACGCAGGACCCUGUCAAGGAGUUCAUCAGGGCUAUAGCGCUAGACGAGGGCUACGGUACAUGUGAGAACACUGUCACAGAUGAAUUGAAGGAGAUAGCUCAGGUCAAGUUCAGAUUGAACGAGAACAUGGUGCCGGCGUGGGACGACAGCCUCGAUCUAGAUACCGAGUGGGUCAUCAAUGACGACCUCAACCCGAGGGUCCGCACUCCCAUGGAGGACGAGAUGUACGCGAAGUUCGAGGCCAAGUUCGACCGCUCUAUUGAAGCUCUGUGGAAAGAUCAGAAUACUCCAGAUGACGAGUACCAGGAUCUGCCGAUAGAUUUUCAGGAUCUGCUGUCUUCGCCGUCGGACAACUUGUUCGCGGACCCAUCGGUGGAGAAGAGCAUGAUGUCCUUGACGGAGAGCAUAUGGUCGAAUGCUUCGGAGCGCGAAUCACCGUCGCGACUGGCGGAGGCGCUGCACGACCGCCUGCGGCCGCUGCAGCUGGCGGAGGCGGAAGCGGAGGCUGGAGCAGCGGCGGUCGCGGAUCCGGCCGAUUCUUUCGCAGUCUACUCCGAGGUGGACAUCUACGACGCGGCCGAGAACGUGGCCUGCACCAUGCGCUCGCUCACCGCCAUCAACCACAGCCGCGAUCGGAGCGGCUUCGUCGAGGUGCCCCCGCGCGCGCGGCCCCGGGCGGCGGCGCCGGGCGCGGCGGCCGAGCCCGCGCCGCCGCCGCGGCCCGCCUCGGACCUGCUGACGUCGGCGCGCACGCACUUCCGCCCCAUCGAGCGCGACGCCGGCGCGCGCUACCGCGACGGCGACACCUUCGACAUCCGCGGCGACCUCGACCCCGUGCCCUUCCGGCGCAGCGACUCCGGCGGCGUCUACAUCGAGGGCUGCGAGGAGCGCUACCUCGAGUACCGCGGCGACAAGACCAUCGACUACGGCCGCCUCCGGCUCACCGACGCCCAACGGUGUCCCGAUCUCGACGACGACGCGUUCAAGCUGCGCUUCCCUCUCCGGCAGCGGGACGCCGCCGUCCAGACGGACCGCGCCGAACUCUGGUGCGAGGACUGCGGCGGGUCCGCGAAGAAGAAGCGCCCGAGCGCCAUGGAGACCAUCUGGACCUGCGACGUGAUCGCCUGCGAUUCCUGUCCGGUGACCGAGCCCGUCCCGCGACCGGCGCUGCCCCCGGACGAGUUGACGCGCGACUGGGAGGAGCUGCUGUCGGACAUCAGCGCGGCGCACGCGACGCCCGCGGCGCCGGAGGCCGCGGACCGCAAGCGCCGCCACUCGGCCGCGCUGCGCUGCGCCGCCGCCUGCUCGCACCCGCACGCGCGCUUCCUCGCCUGCUGCGCGCUGCUCGACCGCCCGCUCACUCGCUAGCCCGGCGGGAAACUCGCCCAGCCCGUGCACCUCUACACUUGAAACGGAACCAUUAGGGACCCGUCAAAACUAGGAAUUUGAAAAGUACGAAAACCAGGCCUCAAAAAAGAGAUUACUUAGGCCAAAAUGGAAAAAAAUCUUUCCAUGAACAUAUAAUGACUCCCGGGUGUUCUUUUGGUUCCUUUUGCGAGUCUAUAACAGAAGAUAAUUUUCAGGAAUUGACAUUCAGUUUGAAGUGAUAAGUCUCCGUUGCGUGUGUUUUAGUAAUCAGUGUUCAUUAGUAGAGGAAUUCACCUUGCGGGAGUUAUUAAAUUCAGGUUAACGAUUCGAUUACCUAAUGUUCCGGCAGUCGAGUUUCUCGGUGCGGUGGCGAUCCGUGGAACACUCGACGGCGAAGCGAUUCGCUGUCGAAUGUGGUAGAGUGCAGAUCCUUUGUGAGUAGCAGUUUCUUCGAUCAUUGAUAGCCCCGAUAUCGCAUUGGCGAGGAUACUUUUGAGUGAAACUGUUAUACUGUAGACCUUUCAUCCGAUUGAGAACACAUCAGUAUCCGAGUUGAUGUGAUUUCGGGACGUCACUAUAGUUAAUAUUCUUUAAACGAAACCAAUCUGCAUUCUGUGUAUAUAUCGUCUUUUAUUCAUCAAGUGUAUUGUUAUUUCGAUAAAUAUCUAUGUGAGAGCAAUUUGACGCGUCCUUGACUGAUGUGGGUGUUUCGACACACUUUCGAGUUGCAUAAUGCGAAGAAAGUUAGCAAUAAAAUAGGAUUAGAGGAGCCUUGAAAGUUGAGUUUUCCGGACAGUGUUGCAAGGCUAGACAUGUGCUAACAUAUCUUAUGACUAGAUAUUGCGGGAGGAGUUUAAUGUAACAUUAAUUUUAGUUGAACAUUUUCUUUAUAGCGAUUUCAUAUUGAUGUGAUGCUGCUCGGUGGAAUGCU
Cydia pomonella (codling moth) is the source of this 3344-nucleotide messenger RNA. RefSeq lists its product as uncharacterized. The record is from RefSeq and is a predicted model, not a curated record. Lineage: Eukaryota; Metazoa; Arthropoda; Insecta; Lepidoptera; Tortricidae. The transcript is spliced from 5 exons. The coding region runs from base 530 to 2413 and encodes 627 amino acids.